Molecule: messenger RNA, 2473 nt
Organism: Labrus mixtus (cuckoo wrasse)
Lineage: Eukaryota; Metazoa; Chordata; Actinopteri; Labriformes; Labridae
Gene: faf2
Product: Fas associated factor family member 2
Exons: 11
Coding region: 90-1427 (445 amino acids)
Cellular component (GO): endoplasmic reticulum
Molecular function (GO): ubiquitin binding
Source: RefSeq, a predicted model, not a curated record
AGUAUCCCGCAGAGGUUGUGAUCUCACAACCCUACACAGGAAAAGACAGUUGACGUUGAUACGCCUUGCUGGUGAUUGGUGAAGGUAAGAUGGCGGCGCCAGAGGAGCCAGAAUUAUCUCAGGCGCAGACGGAAAAACUCCUCCAAUUUCAGGACCUUACUGGUUUGGAGUCAAUGGACCAGUGUCGUCGAACAUUAGAGCAGCACAACUGGAACAUAGAGGCUGCAGUACAAGACAGACUUAAUGAGCAAGAAGGAGUGCCCAGUGUGUUUAACCCUCCACCAUCCAGACCAUUACAGGUCAAUACAGCUGACCAUAGAGUAUAUAGUUACAUUGUCUCAAGGCCACAACCCAGGGGAUUACUAGGAUGGAGUUACUACUUGAUAAUGCUACCGUUCAGAUUUACAUAUUACACACUUCUGGACAUAUUCAGGUUUGCCCUGCGAUUCAUCAGGCCAGAUCCUCGUGGUCGUGUCACAGACCCUGUUGGAGAUGUUGUGUCUUUCAUUCAUAGUUUCGAGGAGAAGUAUGGUCGGUCACACCCAGUAUUUUACCAGGGCACAUACAGCCAGGCCCUGAAUGAUGCCAAACGGGAGCUCCGUUUCUUAUUAGUGUACCUUCAUGGGGAGGAUCAUCAAGACACAGAUGAGUUUUGCCGCUCCACAUUAUGUACAGAAGAGGUUCUAACCUUCCUCAACACACGAAUGCUCUUCUGGGCAUGCUCAACCAGCAAGCCUGAGGGCUACAGAGUAUCCCAGGCAUUGCGAGAGAACACCUACCCAUUCUUGGCCAUGAUAAUGCUCAAGGAUCGCAAAAUGACAGUGGUGGGUCGCCUCGAGGGUCUCAUCCAGCCAGAGGACCUCAUCAAUCAGCUCAACUUCAUCAUGGAUGCCAACCAAACACAUCUGAUGUCAGAGCGCCUUGAACGGGAGGAGAGGAACCAGACCCAAGUGCUAAGGCAGCAACAAGACGAGGCCUAUCUCGCCUCCCUCCGUGCAGACCAAGAGAAGGACCGAAAGAAGAGGGAGGAGCAGGAGCAGAUCAGGCAGGAGGAGGAGAAGGUCCGACAGAGUGUUCUUGCUGAGGAGCGGAGACGACAAACACUCGAAGAGGAAAAGGAGAGAAAAUCAGAAUGUCUUCCCCCAGAGCCGCCUGCAGAUGAUCCAGAAAGUGUCAAAAUAGUGUUUAAGCUGCCUAACGAUACACGAGUAGAGAGACGAUUCCUGUUUGGGCAGUCUUUGACGGUAAUAUACGACUUCCUCUUCUCUUUGAAAGAAUCUCCAGAGAAGUUUCAGAUAGUAACAAACUUCCCUCGCCGAGUCCUGCCCUGCCUUCCGACUGAAGAGCAGCCCAACCCUCCCACACUGAAAGAGGCGGGGCUCAGCCGCUCCGAGGUCCUUUUUGUACAGGACCUUACGGACGAUUAAAAGAUGACAUACCUCCUCUACAUGGAAACACGAUUUCCUCCAGUGCCCACCCACUCCUCUUUUUUCUUUUUCUCCUUCUGUUAAAUGGCCAUUAUGCACAAAGGAUCAUUUGAGAUAAAAAAUUAACCACCCUGCAUCCAGUCCUUGUUUGGUUGUGUUUACAGGGUUCCCAAUAACCUGGAAAGUCUUGAAUUUUAUCAAAUAAAUAUUUCUUGAAGUCCUCCCUUGAACUCAUCUUUGUUAUCUUUGUGGACAAAGAAGUGUAUUGUGUUCUGCAUCGUCUGUAGGAGCUGCCAGUUAGUUAUUGUCCUUCCUAAACAGCAAGCGUUGCCGCAAAGGAUUAAUCUUCUGAAAUGUAUCCGCACAAGCCAGAACCGUACCCAAAACAAGUUCAUGUCUCGUCAUCUGCGGACGGCAGGUUGUGUUAAUAUUAAUACAAACAGGAUGUGAAGCACAGAGAAGUCUUGAUUUCUUUGAUGGUCUGAAUGCUUUGGCAGUUCUUCUUUCCAAGACUUGACAUUCCAUCCAUGUGUCUUUAAUUCAACAUCCUCUUGCCACAAAAGUUAAAACAUGCCUCUCCCACAGUGACUGAGGAGCACGGAGCAGGUUAAAGUCCCAUUUGUUUCUGCUGUGAUCGAUACUGACUGGUCUGAAAAGUAAAUGUAAUCCUCAAGGGAGCAGGUUGGGUGAUGUAGACAUGCUAGGAAUUAUGGGAACCCUGUUUUAAGUGAGCCAUGACGUGUACAUAAGUUAGAUAUUUAAAAACUCUUAACCCACCUUACUUUCUUUUUGUUUGACUCAUCUGUGUCAUAUGAUGACCAAAGCAGGUUGGUUACUAUGUAAAGCAGACUGCCUCAUGAAGUUUAAAAAUACAAUAUUUAACAGGGGCCACAGCUUUUACAUGUGGCUUUAUAUAGUAUAGUACGAGUCUGCCCAUAGUGUGCCUGUGGUUACUCAUAGAUGCCUGUUUCGCCUGUAACAUCUCAAUGGGCUCAUGUAAAGAUGUAAUUUUCCAACUAUAAAUUAAAAACAUUUUAAAAACCUUG